Oncorhynchus tshawytscha (Chinook salmon) is the source of this 411-nucleotide messenger RNA. RefSeq names its product ubiquitin carboxyl-terminal hydrolase 37-like. NCBI's taxonomy places the organism in Eukaryota, Metazoa, Chordata, Actinopteri, Salmoniformes, Salmonidae. The record is from RefSeq and is a predicted model, not a curated record. Gene Ontology annotation, biological process: protein deubiquitination. The annotation marks the transcript as partial. The transcript is spliced from 3 exons. Gene Ontology annotation, molecular function: cysteine-type deubiquitinase activity.
GUCACCUGCCAAACACCCUUCCCCAGAGAAACUCCAGUGGUGUCCCGUCCCUAGUUCUCCCUCUCCUACCAACCUCUGGACAGUCAUGGAGACACCAGCCAGAGGCGCAACAGUCAGACCUCUGUCUCUUCAGGACCAAUCUAGCCCAAGGCCCCAGAGGUCAGGCUCAGGUGCCAGAAGCCAGACUCUUCCCAGGGCCAGCUCAGCCACCAGAAGGUCAGAGGAGACCCAGGGGGCCAGAGGAGAACGGGGGGCCCUGGUCAACAUGGAACUUCUUGAGUUGCCUAUCAUUGGCAACACUUGCUUCCUAAACGCCACCCUGCAGUGCCUCCUGGUCCUGCCUUCCUUCUCAAAGGAAAUACUACGCCAGGAACAACUCUGGAGCUCCUCCCCCUUCUCCAACCUGCUCAG